AUAAGCAGCACCGAAGCUCGACGAGAGAAUUAAAAAAAAAAACGUUCUCGCGCGAUUUUUUUCGCGACCGAACGAACGAAAACGCGUGCGUAUUCGACUCGCGAUCUGAUAAUUCGCUCUCCGGACGGAGAAACGCGGUUUCGAGAGCACGAACUCUCGGAUCGCGCGACCGCGGAUUCGAGUCGUUUUUUUUUCCGCACAACAAACACAUUUAACCGUGUGUGUGUUUAUUCGCGUUGAUUUUUUUUGUUUUUGGCUCACGGGAUUGCUGGUCGUGUGUCAAUCUCGAACCCUUUUUUCGCAAAAUUAACGUAAGAACGAAAGAGAAAUACAAUCAUAAUUUUUAUUUUUCCGCUUUCUGACAGUUUCCACAUCGGCAACGCAGAGAUUUUUUAAAUCCCGUUGGCAGUAAACGUGUUGGCAGUUGUCGAUGUUCGUCAGAUCGAUCUGAGAAGAACCUUGGGCGAUGCGGCGAUUUUCCACGUCCGGACGCGCAGUGAGACGACGAGGAUGAAUUUUUCCCAGGUGACAGGUGCUAGACGUUAGCUCUCAACGGAGAUAAAUAAAUGAGAAAAAAAAAAACGGGGGAUCUCGAUCGCACGAUGAGUGACUACAAGAUACCGAUAAUCGAGCCGACGAUAGAUUACGCCAAGGUACCGCCGAUCAACCAGAAGCGAACGGUCUCCUUCAUCAAUCACUUUAUCACUCACACAGUCACGUUUUUGAACAAGUUCGCCCUGUCCUGCGAGGAGAGACUGUUCGAGUUCGAGAACAAGUUGCAAAAGUUAGAAGCGUCGCUAGAGAUAUUGGAAUCGCGGUUGUCUUCUAUACCUGGUUUGGAUCAAGAAAAAGACAAGGAGACAAAUAAUGCUGAUGAGAACAGCGCAACCAAGUUGGAAGACGCGGAAGUGAGCAAGGUGGAACAGUCGGAUAACGAUGAGGUAGAGCCUCCUAAAGAGGAGGAAAAGAACGUACAGUCCGCAGAUAAAGAUCCUCGCUACGAAAAGUACUUUAGGAUGUUACACUUUGGAGUACCGAAACAAGCGGUCAAACUGAAGAUGGAACAGGAAGGACUGGAUGCGUCUAUAUUGGAGUGA
Messenger RNA from Pseudomyrmex gracilis, 1097 nucleotides. It is a transcript of the gene CCDC53, whose product is annotated as WASH complex subunit CCDC53. Bases 567 to 1097 code for a protein of 176 amino acids. NCBI's taxonomy places the organism in Eukaryota, Metazoa, Arthropoda, Insecta, Hymenoptera, Formicidae. The transcript is spliced from 3 exons. The record is from RefSeq and is a predicted model, not a curated record. Gene Ontology annotation, cellular component: WASH complex. Gene Ontology annotation, biological process: actin filament polymerization; exocytosis.